This is a messenger RNA of Camellia sinensis, 872 nucleotides long. The record is from RefSeq and is a predicted model, not a curated record. Lineage: Eukaryota; Viridiplantae; Streptophyta; Magnoliopsida; Ericales; Theaceae.
UCUUUGUUAUUUAAUCAGGCUCAUUGCUGCUUGUCUGAAAUUUAGGUUAUUUAACUUAUAAAAAAAAUGAUUUGAUUUUGUAGGAUCAGUUUGAUCUACAAGGCAAUCCGAGUGAUGUAGCAAGGACUUUAAACACACAGUUUGGUCGGCGAUUGAGUAGCUUCACCUAUAGGUUGCACAAACAAUACAAGCAACUUAAGGAUGCAAGAGGGGAGGAGUACGCGAGAAGCCACCCACCUACAAGUGUUACUCUUAAUCAAUGGACAUCUCUAAUUGACAAGAAGUGGAAUAGUAAAGAAUUCAUGGAACAAUCACUAACUAAUGUGAAUAAUAGGAUGCAAAUGAAAACAAAACAUAGAUGUGGAUCAAAAUCAAUCCCGAUAAUUGCAAAUGGAGAAGUUCCUGAUUUGGCAAAGUUUUACAAGUCCAUCCACUAUAAUUCGAACACACAUGAAUGGAUUUCGUCGGAGAGCCAAGCUAAUUAUGACAACAUGAUAAAGACGCAAGCCGAACACCUCUCGCAGACUGGUGUGAUCCCUUUAAGCCAAGAGGAGUUGUCAGUUAAGGUACUUAAGCCAAGGUCAGGUUAUGUGAAAGGACUCGGCUUGAGGCCUUCUUCUUCUAUGAAGACUACUGUUGUACCUGCUGAAAAUAGUGACUAUGUUCAACGCCUUGAGAUGCAAAUAGCACAACAAAAUGAACAAAUUGCAAGAAGCAAAUGUGGUGAUGAUGAUGAUGAUGAUUUUGAAGUUCCACCAAUGGCUAUGCAAAAGAAGAAAGUCCUAAAAAAAAAAAGAGCAAAAGUAGUAAAGAAGUUCAAUCUAAUACUAGUGAUGAUGAAGACUGCAAUGAAAGCAAUCCAAGGCCUUUAA